CCCUCUUUUUCUGCACUCAAAUCUCGUCAAGAGCGAAGCUCACCACAAGAUUUACCCAAACCCACCGCCAACACCCCCCCCAUCAACAAAUUAACAAUGGCGUCCCGCGCUUUCUUCGACCCCCUCACUCUCCUCCGUCUCGCCCCCGCCAUCAGCAGCACCGCAUCCUUAACUCUAGCCUGGGACCAGCACUGGAUGUUGCGCAUCUUCACUCUUCCCGAACUCGAGCUCGACAGCAACCUGUAUCUGCCCAAAUGGUUCCACGCCUUCUUUCGCGCCGGCUUACCGAGCGUCCUGGCUUUUCUCUCGGUAACCAUGACGACAGCGACGCUCAAUCUCCGUUCAGAGAGUCUCUUGCUCAAGCGAAGGGGUUCGUACUACUGGUACGCGGCCGGGGCAGCGCUUGCGGCGGGACAUUUGCUUUUUGUUCCGGCUGUGGCGCCGAGGAUUCAGGCCAUUGUUGAGGAUGAGACCAAGGAGAAAUCGGUGGGAGAGUUGAGAAGGUGGUUGAGAGUCAAUGGUAUCCGUGGGUUGACUACUGAUUUGGGGGCUUGGGUGUGCUGUGUUGUUGCUGUGGUGAGGACUUUCAGUGUGUGAAAGAGCGUCCGAAGCACCGCGCAAAGGGGGGGAGGGGCGGUUGCCGUCGGCCGCAAAGGCAUUUGUGGUUGAUCGUGGUCUUUGUUUGUCGCCGAUGGCUCUUGUUCGAGGACCGAAAGUAAUCCAUUGUCAUCGACAAUUCCCUUGUCUAUGCCAUAAUUCGGAUUUUUGUCGAUAAGAGCCCUCCACAUUCGGUUUCUGCACAAAGAGAGAAGGCUUGCCUUACCUACCUACUCAUUGUUCAAGUAUCGAAACGGCUUACACUUC
Neurospora crassa OR74A is the source of this 864-nucleotide messenger RNA. RefSeq lists its product as hypothetical. The transcript has a single exon. NCBI's taxonomy places the organism in Eukaryota, Fungi, Ascomycota, Sordariomycetes, Sordariales, Sordariaceae. The record is from RefSeq and is a predicted model, not a curated record. The coding region runs from base 97 to 597 and encodes 166 amino acids.